Aspergillus homomorphus CBS 101889 is the source of this 2144-nucleotide messenger RNA. It is a transcript of the gene mirD, whose product is annotated as putative MFS siderophore iron transporter. Bases 337 to 2052 code for a protein of 571 amino acids. Gene Ontology annotation, biological process: transmembrane transport. The record is from RefSeq and is a predicted model, not a curated record. Gene Ontology annotation, molecular function: transmembrane transporter activity. Lineage: Eukaryota; Fungi; Ascomycota; Eurotiomycetes; Eurotiales; Aspergillaceae. The transcript is spliced from 4 exons.
CGAGGGAUUUUCAAGGCCUUCUUCGUCGGAUAUCAGGCAGUGUCAUAGUGCCCUGGCGUGCGAUGGUAUCUUAUCAGAUGCAGCAUCCUGGUCUCCACCCCGGACCAGGUCCGCCACUUGGGAAUAUCGCCAAGGGAAAACCAAGACAACCGAAGGGCAAGAGGUGGACCGUUCGAGGAGAAAUACGCAGGCGUGACACAGACAAGGCUUGGCCACGCAAGGGCUAUUAAACCCGUCUAGCUGCCGCGAAAAGAUCGAUUGGCAGAUCGACAAACUUUUUUCCCUCUUCUCUUUCCCCUUCUCUCCUCAACCGACAUAGUUCGAUUCUCAGUCGCAAUGGUCGUUGAUAAGGGCACCACUCCUCAGGUGAACGAGGACCCUGCCCCCAUCGGUCGCGAGUCCCCUGAUCUGUCUAUCGAAGAUCAGGACCAGCAGGAUGGUGUUCGUGUUGCAGAGGCGGUCACCGCUGUGUGGUCCAAGAAGUCCCUCAUCUUCUCAUAUGCAUGCAUGUGGAUGCUGUAUUUUGUCAGCGGACUCAACAACAACUUGACCGCCAAUCUCGGAGCCUAUAUCACCAGUGACUUCUCGGCACACUCACUGUUGACCGUGAUCAGCAUCGUCACCAGCGUCAUGGGGGCGGCGUGCUUGCUGCCCAUUGCCAAGGUUCUCAACUUGUGGGAUCGCACUGUCGGUCUGGGUGUCAUGGUUUUGAUUGCCAUGAUGGGUCUGAUUAUGAUGGCGGGCUGCAACAAUAUCGCCACCUACUGCGCUGCACAGGCCUUUUACACGGUCGGCUUCACAGGUGUAAUCUUCUGCGUCGACGUCUUGACCUCCGAUACCUCCUCCCUACGCAACCGAGGAAUUGCUUAUGGUUUCACAUCGUCACCCUAUGUUAUCACCGCCUUCGCCGGAAGCCCGUUGUCGAAUCAAUUCCACGAAACCAACUGGCGAUGGGCCUAUGGCACCGUCUGCAUUUUGCUGCCGAUCGUCGCCCUCCCCUUGAUCGUGACGUGGGAGAUGGCCAAGCGCAAGGCAGACAAGCAGGGCCGGUUGCAGUAUAAGCCACGGAGUACGCGUAACUGGUGGCAAAGUAUCUGGUUCUACUUCGUGGAGUUUGACGUGGUCGGCAUCAUCCUAAUGAUCGGAGGUCUUAUCCUCUUCCUGACCUCGUUCAACAUCGCCGGCAACACGGAGGAUGAGUGGAAGUCGCCGAAGAUCAUCGCGAUGAUGGUGGUGGGAUUCUGCGUGCUGCUGGCGUUCAUCGCGUACGAGCGCUGGGGGGCACCGAAGCCGUUCAUCCCGUACCACCUGCUAACGAACCGGACGGUGAUCGGGGCGUGCCUGCUGAGCACGACGUACCAGAUCUCGUACUACUGCUGGGCGAGCUACUACACCUCGUUCCUGCAGGUGGUGUACAACACCAGCCUGACGCAGGCGGGGUACAUCAGCUCGAUCUUCGACCUGAUGGACCCGAUCUGGCUGAUCGGCUGCGGAUACCUAAUCCGCGUCACCGGCCGCUUCAAGUGGCUGCUGCUGUGGGCGGUGCCCCUGUACCUGCUGGCUAGCGGUCUGAUGAUCUACUUCCGCACCCCCAGCCACUCCGUCGGCUACAUGUGCAUGUGCCAGAUCUUCCUAGCCAUCGGCGGUGGCACCCUGAUCCUGAUCGAGCAGGUCGCCGUCCUGGCCGCCUCCCGCCACGAAGAGUACGCCGGUAUGCUGGCCCUGCUCAGCACCUUCGGUAAUGUCGGCGGCGCCAUCGGCAGCAGUGUCUCCGGUGCCAUCUGGACCAACACCCUUCCCCAAAAGCUGCGCGCCUACUUGCCGGCGGAUACGGUCGACCAGUGGGCCGAGAUCUACGAGUCGCUCGACGUGCAGCUCAGCUACCCUGUCGGCUCUGAGACUCGCAUCGCCAUCCAGAAUGCCUAUGCCUCCAGCCAACGCAACAUGAUGAUCGCCGGUACCGCCCUGAUGGGGCUGUCGAUCGCCUGGGUGCUCAUGAUGAAGAACAUCAAGAUCAAGGAGAACAAGGAUGUGUCCAAGGUGCUGUUCUAGGAAAGUAGAAUGAGUCGAGCUUGGUGGAUGUCGCGUGAGCGGGAUUUGCCUCUAUUAUUCCCACCAACUUAUAAUAUUCGGUGAGCUUGCCG